AUGACCUCGCAUCAGGCUCCUGCCCCCAAGAGGGAUGUCCACAACCCUCUUCUUUUCGAGGCUGCCUGGGAAGUCGCAAACAAGGUCGGUGGUAUCUACACUGUUAUCAAGACCAAGGCUCCCGUCACCCAUCAGGAGUAUGGCGAGCGCUACACACUCAUCGGCCCUCUCUCCUACAAGACCGCUCCUAUGGAGGUCGAGGCGGUAGAGCCCGAAGACCCGUUGCUCAAGCAGACGCUCGACAGCAUGCGCGAUGCCGGUGUCAAGUUUCUCUACGGACGCUGGCUCAUCGAGCGUGCUCCUCGUGUUCUGCUCUUUGACACCUCGAGCAUGUACCACCGCAUGGACGAGUGGAAGGCGGAUCUCUGGAACCUUGCUGGUAUCCCUACUCCUGCCAACGACCACGAGACCAACGAGACUCUUGUCUUCGGUUACCUCACCGCAUGGUUCCUCGGCGAGUACUCGAGCCGCGAGCGCUCACGUGCCAUCAUCGCCCACUUCCACGAGUGGCAAGCAGGUCUCGCUAUUCCACUUUGCAGGAAGCGCCACAUUGACGUCACCACCAUCUUCACCACCCACGCUACUCUCCUCGGCCGCUACCUCUGCGCAGGCAGCGUCGACUUCUACAACAACUUGCAAUACUUUGACGUCGACCACGAGGCGGGCAAGCGUGGCAUCUACCACCGCUACUGUGUCGAGCGCGCCGCGGCUCACUGCGCCGACGUCUUCACUACUGUCAGUCACAUCACCGCCUACGAGUCGGAGCACCUUCUCAAGCGCAAGCCCGAUGGUGUGCUGCCCAACGGUCUCAACGUCGUCAAGUUCCAAGCCAUGCACGAGUUCCAGAACUUGCACCAGAUCUCGAAAGCCAAGAUCAACGAGUUUGUCAAGGGUCACUUCUACGGCCACUUUGACUUUGACCUGGACAACACGCUCUACUUCUUCACGGCAGGCCGAUACGAGUACCGCAACAAGGGCGUUGACAUGUUCAUCGAGUCGCUCGCACGUCUCAACUACCAGCUGCAGAAGAGCGGUUCCAAGACCACGGUCGUCGCCUUCAUCAUCAUGCCCGCUGCCACGAAUUCGUACACCAUCGAGGCGCUCAAGGGCCAGGCCGUCACCAAGCAGCUGCGUGACACGGUCGAGCAGAUUCAGGCGCGCGUCGGAGAGCGUCUCUUUGACAAGCUGGCGCGCUACCAGGGCGAGCCCAAGGGCGAUGUCAUCGACCCCGCUACGCUGCUCUCCGAUGCCGACAAGAUUGCGCUCAAGAAGCGCAUCUUUGCCCUCAAGCGCAACUCGCUCCCGCCCGUCGUGACGCACAACAUGCAGGACGACAGCGAGGAUCCCAUCCUGAACCAGAUCCGUCGCGUCCAGCUCUUUAACCGUACCAGCGACCGUGUCAAGGUCAUCUUCCACCCCGAGUUCCUCAACGCCAACAACCCAAUUUUGGGACUUGACUACGAAGAGUUUGUGCGAGGUUGCCACUUGGGUGUCUUCCCUUCGUACUACGAGCCGUGGGGUUACACGCCUGCCGAGUGCACCGUCAUGGGUGUCCCCUCGAUCACCACCAACCUGUCCGGAUUCGGCUGCUUCAUGGAGGACACCAUCGAACACGGCGAGGACUACGGCAUCUACAUUGUCGACCGUCGCAUGAAGAGCGUCGAGGACUCGGUCAACCAGCUCACCGAUCAGAUGUUCAGCUUUAGCCAAAAGACGCGUCGUCAGCGUAUCAACCAGCGCAACCGCACCGAGCGACUCUCGGAGCUGCUCGACUGGAAGCGUCUCGGUCUCGAGUAUGCCAAGGCUCGACAGCUUGCGCUGCGUCGUGCCUACCCAGACUCGUUCCACGAGGACGACACCAUCGAGAGCUACUUUGACGACAUUCACCACGACGGCAAGAUGCCUCCACCGCUGUCGAUGCCCGGCUCGCCAAGGGGUGGGUUCGGCGACGGUGCCAGAACACCGGGCGAGUUCGGCACGCUCACCGAAGAGCUGCAGGGCCUGUCGACGUCCGACUACCGAGGUCACCAGCAGUUCUGGAAGAGCAUGAGCCAGGCUGGCUCGGACGACGAGGAGGAGGCGUACAGGUUCCCGCUCGUCAUCAAGGGUCGUACGCGAGGCACGUCGGUGGGCAGCAUGAGCGGUGCUAGCACUCCCGGUCUCGGCGGCGGAAAGUACCUCUCGAGUGCGGAUCUCGAUCGCGCCGAUGCUGCGCUUAGCAGUCACAGCGGUGCGCCCAACGGCAAUGGCAACGGUCAUUAA
Messenger RNA from Kalmanozyma brasiliensis GHG001, 2262 nucleotides. RefSeq names its product Glycogen synthase. The transcript has a single exon. Gene Ontology annotation, cellular component: cytoplasm. NCBI's taxonomy places the organism in Eukaryota, Fungi, Basidiomycota, Ustilaginomycetes, Ustilaginales. Gene Ontology annotation, molecular function: alpha-1,4-glucan glucosyltransferase (UDP-glucose donor) activity. The record is from RefSeq and is a predicted model, not a curated record. Bases 1 to 2262 code for a protein of 753 amino acids. Gene Ontology annotation, biological process: glycogen biosynthetic process.